AUGAUCACAAUUGCAACACAGAUCAAAGUUCUCGUAAUGUCGACGCUACAGAUCCUUGUCACAAAACUUCGUUCGAUCAGGCGUGCUGGCUGACUUGUAAUUAACACUGCAGGUACCUCACGAAUAAACGAUGCGAGCAGAAGUUCGACCUCUCGACGACCGCCCUGGCGAGGCGCUUGAAGAGAAUCUGGCCCCCGCAGGCCUCCGCGAGCAACUUCGGAGUGACGCGAUAUCUCUGCUCUUUUCGCUGACCUUUACAGCAGCUUUUUUGAUCGGAUACGUGCUGUUCGCUCGCCGCGUCAGGAAGUGUGGCGCACAAGAAAGCUGUGUAACCAAACUGGCGACAUCUUCGGGUAGAAGCAUCAGCAGUACAACCGGGGACAAAAAUAGUAACGAGUGGAAGAUUCUCUACGGGCUGAUAUCCUUAACCGGUUUUUUUGGUGCCUGGUCAACCUCCGUGGUCAUCCUGGAUGCCUACAACGUGGCGCUCGGGUUGCAACGAGGCGCUGCUUUCAGUUAUCCUGUGUAAAAACGUCCCCACCCCAUAGUUGUGAUGCAAAUGCGCAAUGACAGGAACAUUUGUAAUGCGCAACUCCAUGAGAGGCAUUUCCAGUCGUGUUUUGGUAUCUGUAAUGCUGUAAACAGGAUGAGGAAAUGGCUUUCUCAUGCGGCUUUACUUGCUAGCCAGCCCUACACUGCAGAUGGAAAUUUGUCAUGCAGAACUCCCAAAACUUGGGAUUUUGUGUUGCAGACUUCCCAUCUCAACUAUGGUGUGGGGACGUUUUUACUCAGGAUAUCAGUGGCUUUUUGGUCAGUGCGGAGAACCUCGGUGCCAUCCCGGGAAUUUUCUGCACGUACCUGUUUCUUCGCUCCGAAAGAGCACAGACGGUUUCGAUCCGGACCAUUUUCGUUUACUCAACGGGAAUCCGAAUCUUUUCCUGGGUGCUGCUCAGUAUCGGUCUGUCGAGGAUACCGGCUAGAAUUAUACCGGGAGCAACGACGACGGAAACUGGACCCGAUAGAAUGGAAGGCGCGGGUUUUGAAACAUCUUGUAUCCGCCGAGAAUUGGAAAUCAAGUCAGAGUCUUGUCUUGCUAUACCAAGCCAAAAGGUGGAAGCGCAUAUUCAAACCCAACAUCAUGAGCAGCACAUCAGUCAGUCUGCGUUCGACAGCACUAUCACUUAGCAACAUUCAUUGCAUGAAGAGUUAUAGAAGGCUCAACUCCGGCGGGAUACUAUCUGUGUUGCUCCUUGCAAGAUUUGUCGGCGGGUGGUCGCGCGGCAUCAACACACAGAUCUCUUUACCAUCAUGAAAAGCGCCUCUACCUCUGAUUUGAGUCAUACUCGAAUAACUUGUGUGCGAUUUUUGCACAAAAAGAAUGUUUUCGGAAACAAAGCCUGCUGUGAGAAUAAACACCAAGCAACGAAAGGCCGAAACCCCAUUGGAGGUGCAUCAGGAGACGGUCAGUCGUGUUUGUAUCCUGUGGAGGCGGGGAUGCUUUUCAUGGUUGGACUGAAUAUCUUGCCCCGCUUGUCAAAUACGUCGUCCCGGGCGAACACGUGGCAUAUUUUGGACCCCUGCUCGGUCUCCUCGCUAUCAUCGGCUCCAUGAGCGCCGCCGUUUUCUCCGCCUCAGAAAUGGCGCUCGUGCACUUCAACUUCGAUUUUGAUCAGGGCACACGGGAAGAAGAUCGCGGAGCCGGCUCCUCCACGGAAGUAGACGCAUUUGCACACGAGGGCACGGGAAUCAUGGGCGUUGUUGCGUGGAGUGGUCUGGCGCUGCUGUACCUUCGUUAUAUGACACGCCAGUCGCUGGCGGAAAUCCUCCAGGCCGGACGGGUAACAGAGGAGGAAAAAUCUACAACCAGAGCUGUUGCAGCGUCUGUUGUACAUCGUACCUCCAGCACGGCCGGGAAAAUAAACCAAGUAGCGGCUACUUUCGACAAUGACCCUGGGCCAGGAGCUGUAAAAGCACAGCCGGCACUCGAAAAACCGCUGCUGGAGCAGAAAAAAGCAGCCUCGUCUCGGAAAGCGGAAGAAGUGACGGAGGAUGUUGACGGCAAAAGCAGGCGGUUCAACAUCUUUGCCGGUGCCCUCAGCAUUGCCUUCCUGCGCACGUUGAUGUUGACGGGAGUGGAGGACUCGCUGGCACUGACACUGCAAACGCGAUUCGGCUGGCCAAACGACCACAUCGGGUUCGUCAGCUUCAUCCCGAUUGGCGGCGGGGUCAGUGCGUUUCUUCUGACGCCCUACUUGAAGCAGAGCGGAGUGUUUGGGCCGGCGGGACGGCGCACGCCUGUGAUCCGCGCUUUUCUGUCGGUGGGCCUGCUCGGAAUACUCGUUCUACUCGGCGUAGGGACAUGGUGUAGUCGGUUCCUCGGGUCCAUCGAAGACGGUCCGAACGGAGGCACAGUCACACAAACCUCCAGUGGAGGCUGGGUCAUCCUUCUCCUGUGCGGCAACACGCUGCUCUACCUCUCCGUUUUUGGUGCGGAGCGAGAAACGCUUGGGAUCCUCUUUCAGCGGAUGAAAACAAGCGACGCAAACUGGGUCGCGCUUGCGCUCUCGGUGUGCCAGCUAUCGGGUGGCUUUUGCGGGCCGCCCGUCGCGCGGAAAACAGUGGCGGGCGCUAAUGGCAUGCAGAAGUACUGUCUUCUGCAGGCGGUUCUGCUGCUUGCGAUGCAGAUUGCGUACGAGAGGUGCCUGCAGUGGGUUGAUCACGACGACGCGAAGCAGUGAGAAGCACGAAGGAUACUUUUUUUGCGCCAAUGCACGGCUGUUGCCAUCAUGCUGUAAUGAUUUGCGCCUUGGACCUGUUUGCGAGCUCCCGUGGUGUAGAGUGGGUCUGCUGUCUUCAGAGUAUUGACGGAUUGAAUGUAAUACGUACCGCCGGUACAAAAUCGCAAAAAAUUGCACGAGCAAGAGGAUUCUCAGUCUAU
Messenger RNA from Amoebophrya sp. A120, 2938 nucleotides. Lineage: Eukaryota; Dinophyceae; Syndiniales; Amoebophryaceae. The record is from the annotation of a GenBank genome assembly.